Messenger RNA from Xyrichtys novacula (pearly razorfish), 16660 nucleotides. NCBI's taxonomy places the organism in Eukaryota, Metazoa, Chordata, Actinopteri, Labriformes, Labridae. The record is from the annotation of a GenBank genome assembly.
AAUUGGUGGAUAUCUACCCUAGUUACCAACCAACACUACACAACUGGACACAUGAGAAAACACAUAAAACUCGUAAAUUACAUUUCAAACCGACAAAUAACCUUCUGUGUGGUGGGGGUAAGUAAUCCUUCGCUUUGUUUUACAUCCUUAAAACUGAGUGAAAUGCGAGAAUAGGAGCGAGGAUAAAGCUUUUGUGUCGUUAAAUGUUGACCAAAUACCUACAUGCUAAUGCUAACUAGCAUGCCCCUUAGUUUGUUAUUAGCGCCAGUGCUAACUGAGCUGACUCGCUGCCUCAGUGUUGUCUGCUAAUGUUAUUUUUUUCUUUAUAAUUGUAAGAAAACCUCGUACUUUAAUAGGAUUAUCAAAACGAGUUAGCUCACUGUAAUGCUGUCAGAAAAGGCUCCCUUCAUUGUUGAUGAUGGAGACAUGUCUUUCACAUUAUGACCAUGUAAAUGUAUUUUAAAGCAGUUUUUGUGGUUUUCCCUGCGAAAAACUGGUUGAAACAAGCUGCGGUGCGUUUGCCUGGAAAUAGCGGUUGUUGUGCUAUGUCUUCAUCUUUCUCAAGCGGGUGGGGCGACAGUAAGAAGGGACUGCUUACAAGGUAAUUUAGGUAUCAUGUCACAGGUAACCUUGGGGUUCUCGCGUGUUUUUUCCUCUGCAGUCAUAAUGAAACACAACAGAGAUUUCAGCGACGACUCCGAGGACUCCUUAUCCCUCUGUGAAAUCUCGGAUCGGAUUAUGUGAACAGCAUCAUCCGCAGGCACACAAUGGAUAACGAGGUGAGCAAACAUGCUUUUAUGUAAUGACUCAUCUGCGCUGUCAGAGAGUUCACAUCAUCUGUCCUUUUACUUGAUCCACUUUGAAGAAGCUCUGAUUUUCAAAGCAUUCAUCGCUACAAUGCAUGUUAUAUAUUUUACAGCAGAGUCUCAGCUGUCCCUAUUUUCUACUCUCUGGCACUAACAAGUACUCUGUGUUCUUUCCUCAAAUUUCUUUGUUUCCCUCCUGCUACUGACACUACAGAUGCUGUAGCCUAGUUCAUUUGUAGACACCGAGUAAGAGCUUUGUGAAUUUCCUCUCCGUCUUGCAUGAUGGUUUACAAAACUGGAUUGGCAUGAGCUGUAUGUGACUGUGUAAUGCAGACAACCAAUGCACCUUCCAAGACACACUUGUUUAAUGUAAAACUGGCUGUGAGUCAAAUCAACAUUUCGUACAGGGAGGAAAGUAGAAACAGGAGUCUACAUAGGAAUGAUUUGAUUUAGAGGGUUUGAUUGCUGAUGCCUGGGUUUGAUGACUUUAUUUUUAGAAUAAAUUGAUGUGACAAAAAUAGUGACUUCUUAUUUUUCCUUUAAUUAAAAGUGCUAGUUUCUUUGAAAGGGUUGCACUCCACAUGUUAGAAAUCUCCACAUCAUAGUUCAUGGUGGGACCACGUUUGAUGGAUUCAUUAAAAUUGUAAAUAUAUCACAGGGUCAGUCUGACUUUAGUCUGUAGUUUAACUUUAUUGGGGUAAAUCUUCCAGAAGUUCAUUUUUUGUUUCUUAUCCGUCACAGAAAUCUUUACUGUGACUUUGGAAUCACCAUUCAUGAAAUCAGGAAAAAUAUUUGAAAAUGUACGAGUUUAUAGAAGGAUGCAUCUUUUUCACAAUGUUUUCCACAUCAUUCACUGACUUAAUGUUGUCCCCAGUGCAUGUGCUGUAGUAAUGCUUUAUGUACCCAAGCCUGGUGGAACAUUUGGUUGUGAUUCAUAUAAUAAAUUGUAUAUUGUUUACAGUCUGUGAAUGUGAGUACUCUUGCUGCACAUGCUGCAUCGUGACAGUCUGUUGUCCUCAGACAGCUGAUGUAGGCUUUCCUGACUGACUGUGUGUAUGUGUGUGUGUGUGUGUGUGUGUGUGUGUGUGUGUGUACUUUUGCCCAUGUUUUUUAAGCAGACUCCAGCGUGCCAAGGAGAGAAACUUGCCUCUGCUGUAGAUGACACUCUGGAUGAAUAUUUAAUCGCCCUCCAGCACAAAAACAGGUGAAGUGUGAGCAUUGGCUGCUGGGGAGGGACAGAUAGGAUUUCAAAGUGGAGACACACACGACUUCUUCCGCUGCCCAAUAAGGGCACUGAUUGUUUUUUUUUUCCAUAUCAGGGAUACACAGAAUACGAUUGUGAAUUGUGCAAAAGCAGCGAUUAAAAAUGUUUCUUUUAGUCCUGAAAUGUGUAUUUAGACAUUAUUCUUGGAGUCAUCUCUAGUUUUUCUUUCCCCCUUAGGAUCCUAAAGCGCCUUAAAGUCAAAGACCCCAGGGAGAUUGAGUUGGAACAGCUAGAGCAGGGUUUUUCUAUUUAUCUGAACGGAGCCAAUGCUGAAGCCAGGAAGCAGCCCAAGAGCUCCAACCACAAGUCUGUCUCUUCCUCCCAUGCCAGGAGGCCUGCACGUACAGCAGGUAUGCUGCUACAAGACCAAAAUAAACCUACACUCUUUAAAGUAAAAACUCUUAUGUAAGACCUCAUAAUUCUUUUAUCUCUCUGACAUGCAGGGGGAAAUGUUGUUCUUGAGUAUUUGGUUAUUUUUACACAUAAACAGAAGGUCCAACAUCAUACUUUUUUUUUCUCACUGCUUCUGUCAUCUCCAGACCAUAUGAAAGACCAGCUACUAGCCAACACUCAUCAGUUUGUAUCGUGCAUGGCACUAUCUCAUGCCCAGUCCUCGGUGAAUAAAUGAUAGUGACAGUUGUAGCUGGCAGCCGGUUCUUAGUUCUUCCUCUCUGUGUGCUGUGGACCAUCUGCGUAUUUGCCAGUAUGUUCCAUCUCCUCGGAGGCAGUAGUCCGCUGCAAGUUGUUCACGUUCUUUUCUGUGCUGUUACUCAUCUGCAGAUGUCUGUAGAAGGGCCCACCAGCUAACUGAAGACAGCCGUUAUCUGGAGCAGGACCACAGGAAGAGGAGCCACACUGCCCCAGGAAAAGUUCAGAGGAAAGAAUGGGUGCAGGUAGAAGCUGCUUGUUUUUAAUAGCUGUUGAUUUUAGUGAAUGAAUGUAAGUAUUUCCCUUUGAAAAUUCAUCUCAUAAGGUUUGCUUUUUUGCUAUGUUUGAAGGAUUCUGUCAGGAUUCGAACGGAAGAAGGACUGAGUUUGAAAAUCUCCCCAGAAAAGUGCUAUUCUGAGGAUUUUGAGCCCUAUGAAAGCAUAGAUAUGGAGGUAGAGUGAAGACAUAACAAUGCCUACUAAGCCAGUGUGUGGGUGUUUUUUCAAGGGGAGGGGCUAUGUGUCAGAUGCAGCUGUCUGAACUACUUAGCAUCUCUCUAUCUCUGCCAUUUCCACGUCGCCCUAUCACCUUGUUUCGCACAGAGCUCUAGUCCACGCUCACCUCGUAGUCCUUGCUCCCCAAGGGACACCUCCAAAUUGUCACGCUCCUUCAGCUCCAAGCAGGACAGCCAAGGAGGCCAAGCUAACCAGGAGCACAGCGAGAAGGUGCUACUCAACCUUGAGGAAGUGAAGGUAAACAGAAGAAGAAACUCGUAAUUUUCUUAAUCACUUUGCAGAUUUAUUUGAGAUAAAGCUAAUGAAUCAUAAACAUUUGUUUUUGAGGUUAUGUCACUUUUUUCAGUGGUUUUCACAUAUCAGGGGAAUACUUGAAUUGUGAGAACGCAUGUGUGAAUGCUAGACCCUAUUAGUACUUAAACUGAUGACUGUGUGCAUGUAUGUGUGCAUAAAUGCUGACAUUUGUAAACUAGGUUCUGCGAAGGAGCCUGGAGGUCAGCAUGCGGCGCAGCAACCGCGGGUCAGCAGGGGAGGAGUCAGACGAGGAGUGGGUGGAGGAGCAGAUUGAGAGGGGGGAGAGCACUGAGAGCCUGGAUGAACUGGGACUGCCUUUGUCGACCUCCAAGUCCUCCUCCAGCCCUCGUCCCAGCGGCUCCCAUGGCCACCUCGACUCUGCAAACCUGAUCGUCCUGGACUUUGGGCCUACACCCAAAGGUAGGCUUCAGCAUCCUUUAUUUUUUAUUACCUGUGAGCUCCUUGAAUGUAAAAGAGCAUUUUGCCCUAAUUUCCUGCAAAUACACAAGAUCAUCCUGUUAUCUUCUUUUGUAUCAUAUUCUCGGCGUCACAGGUCGUAAACUGGAACGUUCUUUGUCUGCAAGAAGGAAAGAAAGCAUUGACAGUUUUAUACCCAUCAAGCCUAUGAUGGUGAAGAGCAAGACAUUAGAUAGGCCGCCUUCUAAAGACAGCUGGGAUAGUCCGAGUAAGUCUUAAAAUUUUUGUUUGAGCUUUAAAAUUGUCUCUGCGAAAAGAUCAUAUUGAUAACACGCGGCAUGUUGUUCACAACUGAAGUGCUUUCUGCUCCAGGGUCAUGGAGUCGGAUGGAGAGGCCUCUGUCGACAGCCAAAAAGGCUUCCAUGGAGGAGCGGGACCCAGACGAGAUGGUGUGCAGGGUGCGUCAGGCUAUCCAGAGAGAGAAUGACCCUGUGCAGAGUUUUGAGCUCUUCAGCCGCAACACGGUCUGUCUGACUCACACUUAACCUUUUUCUCUUUUUAACCUUAGCCUCUUCUGUUUUGAAGAUGUUCAGACCAAAGACAUUAACUUAAGUCUGGUCAGACUGAAUAGCAGCGAUUUAUGUCUUUAAGGGUUUGCUUUGAAUCAAUGGUUUGACUCUUGCUGACUUCAUUGAUAAGUAAAACUGGAUAUUCUCUACUUAAUAAAAUAGGGAGUGUUUCCUGAUACUGUUACCCAGAGGGAGUGUAAUAAUUUGGUUGAACGCUAAGUCUUGGAGAACACUGUGAAAAAAAAUCUGAGGAUUUAUCAUUAAUAUGCAUGAACUGUGUGAUCUGACGAAUAGGAUUGGAUCCAAUUCAUAAUGCCUACUAAGUGUUCAGUGACUGUGACUAAGUGUAAUGGUCAAAUAUUUCAGUAGCCACUCCACAAUCUCUGAAUUCUCCCAGUUAAGAGAAGUAAGAGUGUCUUGAUAGAGGCAGUUAAGGAAUAUUUAGCAACUCUUAGUGACGCAUCAGCACUAUUCGAGAUUCUUAAUCCUGACUGAAGAUCCUAAAAAUAAACUUUUGAAGACAGUCACACAGCGUUCUGCUUUGUAGGAGAUCUUUGAAGGAACUGAAGGGUUAGAUAUUAGUCUAUAUUUAGCCAAGGUGCCUGAAUCCAGAGUAGAAUUUUAAUUGAUGCCACUUCAAAUGAGUAUCGUACAGAGCCGAGGCAGAUUGGGUGUGUCUGUUAAAGAAAUUCUCGCUGAGAUUAAGACAUCUCGAAGCAGUCACGUUGGGAAAGUGUUUCAAGAAAUUUUGAUGAUAUGGAUGAAUAAGUCACAAACUCAGGGAGGUCACCAGAAAGGAAGCGAGGAAAGGAUGUAUCAGUCUAUCUGGUUUGAAAUCUGUUCAUAACACUAAAAAUACAACCAGGCUUGCUUUUUAUUAAUUGCUAAAGUGUUUCAGAUGACCUUCCUGUAUGUUUUUAAGGCUUUCACUUUAAACUACAUGUUAUUUUCCUCAUGCAAAGCUAUUAUUAUGGAUUUGGCUUACAUAUAAGCUCUACCUUUUAAAGCUUGUGUAUCUCUGACCCUUUUUAUUUUGCCUCUUUUUUUAUCUAGGGCAGGGGACACCAGAUGAUGAAUGGCUUAGUGCGCUGCAACAGCCACGACAGAGAUGAGAAUAGUGUCACUAUGGCGAUGAACAGAAUAACACUUAUGGGACCAAGGUAUGCUGACACACUGAUAAUGCAAACACAUCCUGAUUUCUGUGUGACAGAGAAACACCUGCAAUGUCAGAAUAAAACAUUAUAGUGUUUUGUAAGAACUGGUAUAGAAAUUUACGGUGUUUACACCCCUCUGACCGUGAAGAGUAAUUUGUCAGCAUGGAUGUGCUCAGCCAUCAAUCACUAUUAGUGGCUGAAGGUCAGGGAUAAUGAACCAAGCACAGCCGAGCUCAUGGUGUCAUCCUUCUGUUCAGACAACAACAGAAGCUGCUGAAAGCCUUGGAGAAACUUGAAGCAGGAUCUAGCAACAGCAACGCUCAGUGUGUCAAAACAGACUCCAACAAGCAGCCGGUGAGUGAGUAACAGCGUCUCGCACUUCAGAAUGAAUUACUCCAACACAUCUGAGUGUGAUCGAGACAUACGCAUUAAGAAGCAUUCGAUAAUGAUUGCGUUUCGUUGCAGAGACGGCGGUCUUCAGCCGAGGUCACCCCUGCAUUGUAUGUUACCAUGGAGAUCCUGUCAAACUGGGGGAGUGCUCUUCAGGUCGGACUGACAGAAUUGCAGUUCUUCUGUCUCAGAAACAAAAAGCUGUACGUUUCGCCUCACGACCUCGACAUCAGGAAUGCUGACUACCCCGGGAAUCUGGGAGCGCUUGUCAAUGGAAAGAUGAAGGUCAGUCACGACUGCCUCUUCAGUUCCUGUUUGUUUGAUGUCAGCUACAUGAUUUUAAUCUGAAAAUGUACUUUAGAAAUGAAUCUGUAAUGACAGAUGUACACCAAGAUUCAGAAUCUGUGGGGGACAGUUGGCUUUGCAAUUUAAGUGCUUGAUCCAUGUGCAAAGGCUGUGGUUUUCAUCACUGUGAUUGAAUGUUAAUUGCAUGUCUCUCCCCACUGUCUACUCCCCACAUAUCCUCAGUCUCUUCAGCUGUCCUAUCCCCAAAAGGCAAAAAAGCCUCCAAGAAAACUGAUAAAAAAAGGAAUUUGUACUAUCUUGAUCCGAACACGUAGUCUGUGUUUAGUUUUUAUUGUCCCAGUAGGUAGGGCUGUCAAGAGAGUCUUUUAUCAGGGCCCUAAAUCUGAAAAAACCUGACACAGAUGCAGUCAUUAAUCAUGUUUCAAAACACACAAAUGCUCUUGUGCCUAUCUGUUGUUUGCUGUUUACAUGGACAAAGCGUUUUCUGACUUGGACUCUUUACUGGAUUAACAGACCACCAAAGAGCGUCACAUGUGGACGUGCCCAUUCCACCCUCCCAUCCAGCUCUACUUCAUCAUCAGAAACACUGAGCGCUGCCUUGACUUUGGGAUAUCACGCAUCAAAAUCUGGAACUACAACAGAAGCCUGAAUGUAAGUACUUUGUAUUUUUGUUUUAUCACACGUUUAUAAAAGUGUUAUUUUACAUUUGAUCAACACGGUCCACUCCACACAUUAUUCGAUUAAUCCCCGUUCAGGCAGAGAGUCUGUUGACUGUGCUGCAUACAAAACAAGAUCUCGUCAUAGUAGACACCACUGUAGAGGCGUGAUUAUGUCAGGGGCGUGGUUUGUUUUAGCACUGGCUGGCUGAGCUGUCAGUCAGACUGUCCAAAUGUAGAACAGCAAGAGAUUAGCUCCAAAGGAUUAGCGCUAGGGGGAAACGUGGGCUUCUAACUCUUAACCUUAGUGCUGCUUGUACUCACAAAGACCCCCUCGUCUCUCUUUCUGGGUUACCCCAGCUGUUUAGGAUGACUUCAUGUCUUGACCCUGGGAGGUAAGGAGCUCUUGAUAUGGAAAAACGUUCUAGUUUAAACUGAGUUUAAGGGGUUUAUUUCCUCGAGGAUCACACAGAUUUGGACUGGACUUGAGCCAUUUCUUUGUGGCAGCCAUGUCUAUGAGAUUGCUAAUUACUGUUAGCUUUAGGAGCGCUUCCUCUGAGUAUAAUAAAUAGAUAAAUAAAACUAUAAAAAAUUGGUUUUGGACUUACUGCUGAUUGUAUCGGUGCUUAUGUUCUCUGAAUAGUCUUCACUGUACAACAAUGUUAAUGAAAUGCCAAAUACUGUGAUGUGAUUCUAAUUAAAGUCAAAUCCUUUUUUUUACUCAUUUACAUCCCAUAUCUUUCCUGAAAUGUGCAAAUUGGAGUUAGAGUAGAUAUCAGUCACUGAAGUCAGAAAGAUUUCUGCAGUUUUGUAGCAUUGGAGUCAAAAUAUGUGCGACCUGUAAAGCAUGACUGUAUUACUAAGUAAGCAAACUCUGUUUCUUUCUCAGGAUCUUGACAUUGGUGCACGGCACAUAAAACUGUAUCUUAACAGCACGCUGGUGUUUGAAGGCGAGCUGGAGAAGGGCUGUGGCAACCAGGUCUUUGACUACAGCACCACCAUUGACCUGAAGGAUUUCCAGCCCUCAGACUCCUUGUUUUCCAGCCCUGUGGCUUCAGGUCAUAGUUUACGGGGUGCCAGCCCCCAGCGUCAUGAGGACAAGAGGGGUGGAGAGGGCAGCAGCACCCAGAGACACCCAAAUCCCAAUUGGAAGCCAUCAGCUGCAGCAGGACAGGCUAUGAUAGACAUGCAGGAGAAACCACACACGCCUCUACCGCCCAUCACUCCCUUGUCCUCUGGUCGCCACUCCUCCACCCAUAGAAACUCUUUUGGCAUGCCAGACGAGCCCCUCUCUCUUCUCAGGCAGGAUCAGCCAGCACCCCUGGAACAGACGGUCACCACCCAGCCAUCCUCAUCACGGGUUGCCCCCCAGUGGCUGCAGCCCCUGAACAGAGGGGUUCCAGAGGGCUGCGAAGCCAGCAGGGAGAGGCCCCGCUGGCUGGUGCCCCAGCACUCUGCAGAGCCCAAAUCUCCGUCAUCGUCAGCUUCUUCAAUGCUCCCGGAGCUACCAUGCAACCCAGGCCGAGUGUGCAGGGGAACAGAGAGGACAACAAAUGGGGGUCAGUGGAAGGGCAACUCUCUGGACUUGGGCUGCGAUCCACUUGAGGAGCUCGGAGAGCAAAAGUCUGACAGGCCAGUCAGUGGGCGCAGGAGCUCAUUUCGAAACACAGCGUCUGGUGCCAGGACAACAGAGGAGCAGCAGCUCAGAGCUACUGCACUGACAAACCCAGGUAACAAAGACAGCUAUCUUCAAGUUACGGCAGAGAGAUCAACCCUUAAAUUUAAUCAUCCCUCCUCUGUUAUGUUUCUUGUGUUCAGUUUUAGUUAUUUUUACUCCAUGGCUUCAUCACUACAUCAUGUUGCUCAGCAUAAAAGUGUAAUCAAUUUAAUAAAAACAAAAGAAAAAUACAACUCUCACACUGCAAUGUUCAAUAUUCCAGGUAGUGUAAUGCACCCGGGCAGUCAAGUAAAGAUGUCAAAGCCUGUAUUUACAAAUGACGCAGCUUCAUUAAUUCAGCAUCAGAUAUGUAUUAUGAAAUUUAAACAGUCAGAGGCUCCAACAUGUUUAUUUUUUUGUUGUUUUUUUUUUUUUUUUUUUUUGUUGAGAUUAUCAAAUCUAUGAUUGCAGUCAACGUGGCUUGCCAGUGGCUUAAAAUCUCAGUUUUGAUCAGUGGAAAUUGAGACAGCUGGUUGGCUUGAAAAAUUAAGUUGAAUUAUAUUGACAUAUUAACCACAUACAAUAAUAUUAUCAACCCUUAGUUUUAAAAGCAUAUUUUAAGUUUCUCACCAGUUUCAUUUCAUUACAUCUUAACUUAAAGGAAAGGUAAAAAUUGUACUUGGAACUAAUCAACCUCUCAGUGUCUUCAGGAGAAACGGAGUAUUUCAAGCUUUUAAAAAGAUUUCCAGUUUGGAUCAGAAACGGUUAAAAACUUAUAUUUUCUGGAGCAACAGAUCAACGUUCCUCUGCUGUACACCUCAUUGGGCAUUAUCUUUUGUUUAUCCAAUCAGAUUUUCUUUUCAAAUUUUCCCCUUGAUUCUGGUAUCAGAUUAAAAUGAAAUUUCCUGAAGUUUAAUUAGUUAAAAGUGAAACUCUGUGUUUUCCAGAAGAGCCAGUGUCUCUGGUGAGCACCAGCAGGAGACAGAGUUCUGCUCGAUCACAACUGCACAGCCAACAAGACGAUUCCCUCAUGGAGUCCUGGGACUCUCUUACUAAAUUCAACCAAUGCCAGCGUGGACGCAUCUCCAAUAUGGGCUUUGAGGGUGAUAUCUUUGACGAGUUCCUCCAACGCCAAGGGCGUGGUCCACCUGCAGUCCCGGCAAGCGCCUCAACAGCAUCCAAGAGCCCUCUUUCCUCCUUCACCAAUCAGGGAGCACCUUGUGAAAAUCCUGAUGAUGAUCCAUUCAUGGAGCGAGAUGAUGAGUUUGAGAUCCCUGUGCUGCCCCAGGGCCAAAGGCUGGUGAUCAACAUCUUCUCCACAUGGGGCGAUCGGCACUAUGUCGGCCUCAAUGGGCUUGAGGUGUUCAGUUCCAGCGGGGAGCCUCUACAGCCAGCUCACAUCAGCGCUGAGCCUCCAGACAUCAACAUUCUCCCUGCAUACGGCAAAGACCCACGUGUGGUCACCAACUUAAUCAAUGGUGUGAACCGUACCCAGGAUGACAUGCACCUUUGGCUCGCACCAUUCACCCCAGGUCGAAACCACACCAUCUUCCUGGACUUUGGAGCUCCAUACCAGGUGGCCAUGAUUCGAGUGUGGAACUACAACAAGUCACGCAUUCACUCUUUCAGGGGUGUGAAGGAAGUGGAAAUGGUGCUGGAUGGACGGUGCAUCUUCAGGGGCGAAAUCGCCAAAGCCUCCGGGACCCUAACUGGAGGUAGGAGAGAGUAACAGACUUACAAGUUUUUACUCUUCUUUGUUGGCUUCUUUUUGUUAAAUUCAACGUCCCUCACUUUUCUGUCACCACAGGACUAGACCAGUUUGGGGACACCAUCCUGUUCACCACCGAUGAUGACAUCCUGGAGGCCAUGUCUCGCUAUGAUGAAACCUUUCUUAGUGAAGGAGAGGGUCCUGAGGGCCUGGUGUAUGAGGAGGAGCUGCAGAGACCACGCACUGCUGAUGGAGAGGGAGAGGAAAGACCUUUCACGCAGGCCGGUUUCAGAGAGGAAGACCUCCAAGUAAGUUCAGGCCUCAUGAGUAGUGUUGUCAUAAAAGCGAUAGUGUUGAAUGCUUGUAAAGUUUGGAAAAAGGGAAGCAGGACGACAUAAAACAGAUCUGAUGUUAAUCUGGUCAUAUUUUCUUACAGCUUGAACUCCACUUCAACCCGUCUUUGAGUCAGUCUGAGGAAAACAUGGAGCAUAAUCCUGGGAUGUACACUGGCAAGUGUGAGUAGAUAAUCUGGACUUCCUCAUAACUUGUUCACUUCUUAUUUUGUCAUUUUGAGACUUACAGCACUUCUCCCCCUUCACUGCAGGCCUUAAACUAGAGCUGGUGAUGACUUGGGGGGACUGUCACUACAUGGGCCUGACAGGGCUGGAGGUGGUGGGUAAGGAUGGAGAAAGCUUACCUUUAGACCUCAGUAUGAUGGUUGCAUCACCCAGAGACCUCAACGACCUGCCUGAGUACGGACACGACCUUCGAACACUUGAUAAGUAUGUCACUGUCACUGUCACUGUCUGCACCAUGACAAGAGUAAAAACUGUUUUAUUUUUUAUUUACAAAAUAGGACACGUUGUAGUUUUAGAACCACCCCCCUUUUCUCUCUUUUUAUUUUGCAUAAACAUGUCUGCAUCCACUUUCCUCCUUUAUCUUCCUGGUAGAAAAAUCUCACGUCAAAGCUCAAACUUCAAUCAGAUCAUUCUUGUGUGCAUCUUCUCUUUGCCCAGGCUUAUAGACGGCCACAAUAUAACCACUGAUGACCAGCACAUGUGGCUGAUCCCUUUCUCCUAUGGAGAGCCCCAUAUCCUGAACGUGACGUUCAACAAGACCCAGACCAUUGCAGGACUCCGUAUCUGGAACUACAAUAAGUCCCCAGAGGACUCAUACAGAGGGGUGAGACACUUCUCUGACAGCCCCAAGUUAGAGCUGGUUCUGGUUAUUAUUGAUGGAUUUUAGGCCAAGAAAGUCAGGCAGGUUUGUGUAUGAGUUACACAUGUAGUUGGGGUUACUUUUUAAAGAUAAUUUGUGAGACAGUCUUAUGGUGGAUUUUGUAUGCGCAAAUUUGAGGUUGUAAUGUCUUCAUUUAUGUUCCAGAAAACAAUUUAUUCAUUUUCUUAUAUAACUAAUGAAUGGUACCCACUGCAAGAAGACUUAGACUGCCUUAACAAAAGCUUGAUUAGGCUAAAAAGCAAGAAACAUGAAUUACAUGUCACUUACAUCAGCUCAAUGUUCAUAAAUAAUUUUCAAACAGUUAUUAAAAUUGUUGCCUUAGGCACUUACUUUUCUCACAACUUAAUGGAUUGUGCAAAAUUAACACAGGUAGUUUGAGACCACCUAUGCCUGACCCAGUCCCUGUUCCAGGCAGUAUGUGCUCUGAAGAGUGCAGUGCAAGUUCAAAUAGUUACAGAAAUUUUGAUAAAGCUGUCACAAGAAGAUUUUCUGUUAAACAGUAAUCUCAAAAAAAAAAAACAUCAUCUCUGGUUCAGGUGAAGAUGAUCCACAUGUUCAUGGAUGAUGUUGCCAUCUCCCCGCCCGAGGGCUUCCUGAUCAGGAAGGGUCCAGGCAACUGUCACUUUGACUUUGCUCAGGAGAUCCUCUUUAUAGACUUCCUCCAGAAACCCAAUGACAACAUGGGCACAGGGGACUACCAUAAGUAAGAUUUUGAAUUAUCCCGCUGUUACUUUAUGUGAAAGUUUAAAAAGGUUAUUUAUUCAUUAAUUAUUUUGUUGUUUCUAUUUCAGAGGAAGCUCAAAGAAACAGGAGCAGGCCAGCAUGGACUAUGAAGCUCCCAUUAUGCCUUGUGGAUGUAUCCUUCUUUGGACAAUUUUUGUUAGUGAAUCUGUGUCAUGAGUUUAUUGCAAAUAUGUUAAAUAUGAGAGCUGAGACUAUAGUCUGGCUUUCGUUUGCUCAUUUACUAGUCUUUGUUUAUGGAAAACACUAGUUCUGAUUCUACUUUAUAAAUGACUUAGAAUUGCAAGUUUGGAGGGUUACCAGACUUGUAUUUGUUCUGUUCAUUAUUUGAAUUAUUGAGGGUUUAAAUUUACAGUUCAACUUCACAACUCAGGCACUAAAAUGAAAUAAUGGAGGAUGAAAUGACAGCUCCACAUGGUAGGUAGUAACUUUGGACACGAUCUGUUAUGUUUUAUACGUGCUAUUUGUUCCUUGACCUCCACCUGUUAGUCAUUUUUCAGCUGCAGCUGUUAACAACCUGGGGAGAUCCAUACUACAUCGGCCUCAACAGUCUUGAGUUUUAUGAUCACAGCCAUGAAAAGAUCAGUCUCAGUGACAACAGUAUCCUUUCCUCUCACAUCUGCUUUAUUUAUUUAUUUAUUUAUUUAUGCUGUAAAAGGACCAUGUGCAGAAUUAAACAAAAAUGUCUACAUUUACUGUAUUGUGCUCAGGGAAAGCUUUAAGCUGACAUACAUCUGUAAAACGAAACCUAAACUCUCUUCCAUCUCUGCCAUAUUUUGAAGAUCACAACUACAGAUAUUUUGAUAUUCAGAGAGAAGCUGCAAACAUUACGUGGCAGAAUUGGCCUGAGCAGUGAAGAGUAAUUAUGCCAGUUUUAAAUUAGUGUCUGUUCCUCAACCUGUCACCCGCCAGACAUUGCUGCUUUUCCAGACAGUGUGAACGUGCUGGACAAUGUGAGCGGUGACGUUAGGACUCCAGAUAAAUUAAUAGAUGGAGUCAACAGCACCAACGAUGGAAGGCAUAUGUGGUUAGCCCCGGUGCUUCCAGGACUGGUGAGGACAUAAAAACACACAAAGUGGCCCCACUGCGAUCCAUUAACAACCCCAUAAAAGAUUGAUCCAGUACACCCCUGUGAGAAUGCAUUGAUUGUUUCUGCACAGGUGAACCGUGUGUACGUCAUCUUUGAUCAGCCUGUUACAGUGUCCAUGAUCAAGUUGUGGAACUACUCAAAGACACCACAGAGAGGAGUGAAGGAGUUCGGGGUGAGCAUUUGUCCACCAGUUUGUAUGUUUUGAAUAUUUUUACAAACAUGCACCUGGUCUAAAAAUCUGUGUGUGUGUGUGUGUGUGUGUGUGUGUGUGUGUGUGUGUGUGUGUGUGUGUGUGUGUGUGUGUGUGUGUGUGUGUGUGUGUGUGUGUGUGUGUGUGUAUGUGUGCAGCUGCUGGUAGAUGACCUCCUGGUGUAUAAUGGCAUCCUGGACAGUGUGAGCCAUAUGACAAGAGGAAUUCUGCCUACCUGUGACCCAGUGGUGCCAUAUCACACCAUCCUGUUUACAGAUAAUGCCUACAUUGCACACAGGGAGAGAAACACUGUCAUCAGGUAAACUGGAUUUUCAGUGCGCACUUAAUUUAUAUGUAUGAUAUUACUAUUUGUUUGCUGUUAGAAAAUACUGACAAAAUAUGUAACAGAGGAGCAAAGUCCAAAUGUCUUUCUUUUCUGUUUAAUUCUCCUCUUUCUUCUUUCCCUUUUGACAAACGCUUGAAUAUAUACCUUACACUAAAAUAUAAAUAGUGUAUGUAUUUGGAUGUACUUUUAUACUUAUUGUUUUUGCAUCUAGGACCUAAACCUUAAGAAAAAAAGACAUUUACCACCCUAAAUUACAGAGACGCCAAUAAAAACUGUAUUAAUAUGAGAAGAAGCUCUAUGUCAUCGUCAUUAUAAUCAUCAUUAGAGGAGCUCUAUCUCUCUGAAAUUUGGAUUUUGAAAAAUUACAGACAUCGGGAUCAACUACACUAACAUCCUAGGCAGUUAUGAGGGAUUAUCAGGAGUACCCAGACAACACUGGUCCCAUAAGAAUAGGACUUAAGUCAGAAGAGUUAUUCAGAGUUUUGGAUGAUCCCCUGUUAUUUCAUGUUUGAAAAUGGCUGAUAUUCACAAAUCAAUUGGUGUAAUGUAGUUGUAAUCAGCCUCUGUGUCCUGUAGUCGUGGCUUGUUUUAAACAGCGAUGUGCUCUUCUCCACCUCAGCCCCCGCGGCAGCAGACUCCAUCAACAGUGAGUAACAGAGCCUCUGAAAGCCUCGUGUCAGCACCUCCCUGUGGUCAAUCCCUGUACUGAAGAUUCCUCCAGUGCCCCCCAAAUGUCCUCUUUCAGUCAUCUCACACCCUCCUUAACCACACGCCUGACUUGUGAUGUCCCAGUCCUACCCUCCUCUCUUUUUCCCUCCUCUCUAGCCCUAUCCCUGGUCCCUCAAGGCCUGGACCUGCCAGCUUCAAACUUUGUCAUCAGUCAGACCUCCAUUUUGUGUCCUUCCUUUUUAUAGUUUCCCUCAGGUACAACAAAUUAACUUUUUCUUGCUGUGUAUUUUGUGUUCGUGCUGUGUUGCAGUAACUAUGUGGAGGAUCAGGAUGUGAAGAUGACCAAUGAGAACCAGAUAGUCCACCAUAACAAAAAGAAGCAGACUGCAGAUCCAGGUAAACAGAGUUCAACAACUGGACCUAGAAAUGAGCUGUCUUGCUGCUUCAAACAAUGUUCAAGUUUUUAUCUGUUUUGUUCUUACCUCGAUGCAGCUCUUCGGCCGAAAACCUGCAUGACUGAUGGAGGGAAACACGGAAAAAGGAGGUACUAACAAACAGGAACUUAAAGGAAGGACCCAUGGCUGACUUUUAAGCCCUUUUAUAAGCUUGUCACUUCAAAACCCUCAAGAAUAAAUCCAUAACAGCAACUUGUGAUCUACAGAGGACAGAGCUUACAUAGAUGGCACUGGGUUUGCACACACGCUCCUCUUUCUCUUGCGAUGAAAACACACCUGCCCAGAUUUGUCAACGUGUUGGAACAUGUACUGUUUCAUUGCUCCUCCCACAGUGCCAGGAUAGAGCUGUGAGGCUGCUUUCAAACGGCCUAAUUAUUGUGCCUAGUAAUUAACACUAUAUCUGUGGCUGCUAAUUGUGAAUUUGUGCUGCAUAUUUAAUAUUGCUUGUGGCGUGCAGAUACUAAGAAAAAAAAAAAAGCUACAGGGCCACAUGAAUACACUGUCACACCAUGAUGUGGCCUGAGCUACAUUUAUAUAAUGAAUUUAAUCCACUGAUGAAACUAUAGGAUCAGCUCUCCGCUUGAUGGGAAUGGGAACUGACCCACACUGACCCAGCGCACCAACCUGUCACAAUGCUAUGCAGACACUCAUUUAUAGUAAUCAAUUAUUUAUAUUUAUCUGCUGAUGUAUUUUAAAGCCAAAUGGUUUGACUCCAGAGAGGUUUACACCUUAAGGAGAUUUGUAUCAAUAACUUAAGUUGUACACUUUCAGUGAAAAAAGAGAACAGUGUUCAUUUUUGUACAUUUCAACUUGAACAAAAGAAAAAAGAAAAGGUUCAAACUAUACUCUUAAUUCCUAUAAGUAUACUUGGCUUCAUAAAAGCCUGUCGGCAUAAUUUUUUCUGCUUUUUUUUUUUUUGUUAAAUCAAACUCAUUUGAAAUCAAAGUGACCUUUGUUGAAUUUGCUGUUAAAGGUAGGUAGUUGUGAAGGAUAACACAUCUACCAGUUGCAGUAGUUCCAGUCUUUUAGUUGGACGUUUUAAAAAAGGACCUUUUCCUGCUUUGGUUUAAAGUAAAUUCACCAACUUCUUAUAUGCAAAUACUAUAAACUUACCUCAACAUGAGAAAAAUGGUCUUUAAAAAGGGAUUUAUCAAAUUCUAUCUUCACUAUAAUCCUUGGUGUUGCAUAUUUUUGUUCAAUAUUUCCUGUACUAUCUGGUUGCAUGCAGGUCUCCACAGCAUUAGCUGCUGUUAUCAUCCUUUAAUGUUUUAUCACAGGAGUUUUUACUGCUGCUUCUAUUAACCCUGAUAUAAACUAUUUCAUACUCCUUACUAAUGAUGGGAGUUACAUGUAAAUAAAAUGCAGUUUUAUGUAUUUAAUUUCAGUGCGUCGCACAGCAACUAUAGUCAUUACCCUGCGAGUGGCUGUUUUUGUAUGAGCGACAUUUGGCGUUUUGAAAUAUUUAAUUAUUUUUCUAAUCUUGAUUAAAUAUGUAUAUUUGAUGUAGGUUUAUUUGAAUGAAUAAAAUUUAAAAUCUAUUCAUUAA